This is a messenger RNA of Carassius carassius (crucian carp), 2015 nucleotides long. Its product is annotated as transcription factor Sp5-like. The record is from RefSeq and is a predicted model, not a curated record. The coding region runs from base 236 to 1324 and encodes 362 amino acids. Gene Ontology annotation, molecular function: RNA polymerase II cis-regulatory region sequence-specific DNA binding; DNA-binding transcription factor activity, RNA polymerase II-specific. Lineage: Eukaryota; Metazoa; Chordata; Actinopteri; Cypriniformes; Cyprinidae. Gene Ontology annotation, biological process: regulation of transcription by RNA polymerase II. The transcript has 2 exons.
GCGCGAAGUGGCCAAAGACUUACAACCGAUAAACUACAGGAGUAGGAAAAGAGAAUCUAAGGAUUAUUGAUGAUCACUAUCUAAAUUCCUGCACCGGUAACCUGGCUGUCUAACGGGGUCAAUCCGAGCAGGAUCUUUGCGCGCCUCCUCGCCCACACGCUCUGACUUUGGCACAGUUACGCACUGCGCGCUGCGCUUUAGGCAGGUGUGGAUAUCUUGAAGCUCCCGUGCAUACAUGGCUGCGUUAACCUUAUCCAGAGCGGACAAUUUCCUGCACAAUUUCUUACAGGAUCGUACUCCCAGCUCCUCUCCAGAAAGUGGUCCUAACACCCUUUCCUUUUUGGCCACCACAUGCAGUCAGGCUUGGCAGGAGGGGUCCCAGCUCCCUUACGAGGGGCCGGUGGGCUCUGCUUCCAGCAUGUUUCAGCUCUGGAGCAACGACGUAGUCCCAAACUCCAGCUUGAGCACUAGCCAGAUGGCCUUCACCGUGCCCAAAAUGCAGUUUCCUGGCCACAUGCAACCCACCCUGGGCUCGCACUCCCAUCGUCACCAUCAUCACCACCAUCACCACCACGAGCUCCCCCUCACCCCUCCAGCCGAGCAUCCGUCUGCUUACUCGUUCGAUCUGUCUCCAGUAAAGAUGCUCUCCUCUCAGGCGCAGGGGACUGCACCAUAUUACACACAGCACAAUGCUGUGGGUCAGAACUUUCCUAGCUUCCUUCAAAAUGCUUCAGGAAGAUCUCACCUAACAGGAGAUCAUAUUGAGGAUGCCCAGCAGUGGUGGAGUCUCCCUCAGAGUAACAGCGCAUCUUCCGGGCAUCCAUUCUCUCUGGGACGCCAACUGGUUUUGGGCCACCAGCCUCAAAUUGCUGCUCUUCUGCAAGGAACCUCAAAAGGUCUGUUGAGUUCAACUCGUAGCUGUCGCAGGUGCAAAUGCCCCAACUGUCAGUCCGCGGGAAACGGAGGUGGUGCUCUGGAGUUCGGGAAGAAAAGACUACACAUUUGUCACAUUCCAGAUUGUGGCAAGGUCUACAAAAAAACCUCUCACCUGAAAGCACAUCUGCGCUGGCAUGCCGGCGAGCGGCCCUUCAUCUGCAACUGGCUCUUCUGUGGAAAGAGCUUCACACGUUCAGAUGAGCUACAGAGGCAUCUUCGCACACACACCGGGGAGAAGCGUUUCGGCUGUCAGCAGUGUGGGAAAAGGUUUAUGCGGAGCGAUCACCUCUCCAAGCAUGUGAAGACUCACCAGAGCAGGAAGAGUCGGUCCAGUCAGCCUUCUCACAGUGGGACUGAUGCACUGCUAAACAACAUUAAGAGAGAGUAAAGGAUGCUGAAUGCAAAAAUAUCAUACCAGGAAUGAAACCAGAGACCCUUUGAGGCCAUUUGCAUCAUCUAAAAUUUUUAUAUAAAAUGUAAAAUGGUUAAACAUAUAUUCCAAAAAAGCAAUAGAAGCAUGGGCCAAUUUAUUUUGAAAACACUGGAGCGAACGCACACCAUGCUGCACCGAUAAUGAUCUUUGAGACUUUAAAGAGAAUUCAGGUCACCGUGGAAGUGAUAGACCUGAUAUAAGUGACAUUUUUAUGGCUCUGGAUGCGAAGAUUUCUUAUGACCAAACUUUGCCCUUGCACAUUUAUUUAAAGAAUAUAAAAUUUCAUUCAAAAGAAAAUUCUCUGAACAGCACAAUUGAAAGAAUUUGUUAUUUGGUGAAAAUAUCAUUUGUUUACUUUUUUCUAAUUUUUUUUAGGGAAAACUGAUGCCUUAUAUUGAAAUCAUGAGUUCGGCGGGUUGCAAAUUUUGCCACCAUUAUUCCCAGACAGAUCACCUUAGGUCUUGUUAUACUAUCUAAGUAUACUGCUAGAAAUCUAUUUCACUCGAAAUCUAAAUCCCUAUAGUUUCAAGACGUGAACCAAAUGUAUAUAAUGUUUAUAUAGUGCACAGUUCUAUAAAGACCAGCAUGUGAAAUAUUAAUAAACCUGAAUAGCUGUGCAAAUAAAAAUCUUGUUCCUCGUUUUGUU